Messenger RNA from Lagenorhynchus albirostris (white-beaked dolphin), 1582 nucleotides. RefSeq names its product spidroin-2-like. The record is from RefSeq and is a predicted model, not a curated record. Bases 488 to 1582 code for a protein of 364 amino acids. The transcript has 2 exons. NCBI's taxonomy places the organism in Eukaryota, Metazoa, Chordata, Mammalia, Artiodactyla, Delphinidae.
AGAGCCCCCUGAGGCUGGCCCCGAGCUCAGAGGAGGGACGCGGGGGUGUGGGAUGAGUUUGGGGGUGUGAGGGUCUCUUAGGCAGAAGUGGGUCGGCUGGGAUGCCAGAAUAGCGCUGAGGAACGCUGCCAUUUGCCAUUGGAAGCUAUGGAAAAAGGGAAGGGGCAGGAGCUGGGCAGGGGCCUGGGGAGGCCCCUGAGCUCCUGGAGCUGCCGUGGGUUAUGCUGUCUCCUGAUACCUCCAGCUAGGCCCUCCUAACAACACCCAAGCCUGGGUGCAGACACAGAGACCCACCCCGCCCAGGUUGGGCGGCGCACUGGCCCCAGCACAGGGCCACCUUAACUGGGCAGCCCUCUGGGCGGGGCACGUCACGGAUGCCAUCUGCGCGACACCAGGUGGCACCCAGGCCUGAAGCAGGACCUGGUGUGCGCAGCACAUAGCUCCCAGCCUGCUGCCCAGCUCCUCACGCUGGGUCUCCGCCCAGACCAUGACCCAGGGCGUCUUGGAGGCUGACAGCCCCGGCUGGGGCUGGGACGGGGAUGGGGACGAAGACUGGGAUGGCGUCGUGCUGACCCUGCUGGCGCUGGCUGUGGUGGCCGCCACGGCACUAGCUUUGCACUGGUUUGGCUCUGGGCAGGACCAGGAGGCGGCAGGUCCAGCAUCCACAGCCCCUCGACCUUCACAGGUGGGAGGACCUGGGCCAGCCCUGCCCCCGAAAUCCAAGGUCAGUGGUGGUGCCGAGGGACACAGCCCAGGGCAGGAGAAGCCACACCCUCCAGGACGUGGCCAGGGGAGUCCAGCUGCAGCAGGGGCCCAGGAUCAGGAGCCCCCGCGAGGUGAAGGUCUGGCUGCUACAGCUACACCUCCACUCAAGACACCUGGUGAGGUGGCCAGCGGAGGGGCCUUGGGACAGCAGCGUGGUGAUGCCACUCCAGAAGCCCCCCGAGGAAAAGGAAGGGAGCCUCGCAGGCCAGGUGCUGCCCUCCUGGGUCAGAGCAAAGCAGAGGGGACGUCUGCCCCCCUCCUGAUACACUUCACCCCCCGGAGUCCUGGCGGAGAAGUGGAGGUGCAGGUAGAAGCAGGAGGCGUCCAAGCCAAGGCACCAGCUCACCAGGCCCUCGUCCACAUGGUGGAACGGGACACCAGCCCCUGGCAGCAAGGUGUGGCGUCACCUGGCUCACUGGGGAGGGGCCCAGGCAGCCGCCGGUGGCAGGUGGACCGCAGCUCAGGAGAGAGAACCUGCCGCUCCCCAAGGCUGGACCCCCUGUCCCUGGGCACUGUGGUGAGUGUGUGGGAUUCUGUGGGUGCAGCCAGCAGCCUCCCCGCGGGCUCCCAGGGGCUCCCUUUGCCCCAGGAGCUGCCCCCAUCGUACACCCUGAAGACUAGUCCCCCGAUGGAUGUCUCAGAGAGGGGGCCUGGGAAGAGCAGCCCCCAACAAGCCCCAGUCCUAGCUCUGGACUCAGGAGCCAAAGCUACUGAGAGCAGGGAGGCUGGGACCCUGGCCCCCAGGGAGUCUCAGAGGUCCCCAGCCUCCGUGGAAGGUUGGCCCCGGCACAUCCCCAUCCAGGUCUCUUACCUGUAG